Manihot esculenta (cassava) is the source of this 1201-nucleotide messenger RNA. Its product is annotated as elongator complex protein 6. Gene Ontology annotation, cellular component: elongator holoenzyme complex. The transcript is spliced from 5 exons. The coding region runs from base 76 to 867 and encodes 263 amino acids. Lineage: Eukaryota; Viridiplantae; Streptophyta; Magnoliopsida; Malpighiales; Euphorbiaceae. The record is from RefSeq and is a predicted model, not a curated record. Gene Ontology annotation, biological process: tRNA wobble uridine modification.
ACCAAAAUUUGAUAAUUGCUAACGGCCAAAAACCCUAAACCCAUCAAAGAAAAAUAGGGUGGCUGAAGGAAAUUGAUGGUAGCAAUGGAGAAUCGGAGUUUGAAUCUGUUGGACGAGGCAUUGAGUUUGGAGCAGAGGAUGGAGCCAUGGCCUCUGAGAGGGAAACUGCUUCUAAUAGAGGAUUGCGUCGAGACGAGUGGUUCCUUCGUGCUUCACCAUCUCGUCAAGCGAAUUCUCUCCCCCAACUCUUCCAAUAUUGUCAUCUUCCUCGCCUUUUCUCGUCCCUUCUCGCACUACGAUCGUAUUCUCCGCAAACUCGGUUGCAAUCUAGUUGCACAAAGGGAUAAUAGCAGAUUCUUUUUCUUAGACAUGCUUAUGCUACAGUGUCCAGAUGGAAAUGAAGAAAAAACUAGUGAAGGUGGAUUUGCUGAUUUGUAUGGAAAAAUACAAAAAAUUAUAAAUGCCCUACCAGAAAACCACAGGAACCAUGUUACCAUCAUGAUAGAUGAUGUGUCUCUUAUGGAGGUGGCUGCUUAUGGCUCUUCAGAUCAUGUCUUAGACUUCCUGCAUUAUUGUCACACUCUAACAUCAGAUGUUGGUUGUUCAUUAGUAAUACUUAACCACGAGGAUAUAUAUUCAAGCAUGGAGAGGCCUGUAUUCAUAAUGCAGAUGGAGUACCUUGCAGACAUUUUGAUAAAGACACAACCUUUAGCCACUGGUUUGGCUGCUGACGUGCAUGGUCAGUUGACAGUUCUGAACACGGGAAUUUGUAGUGGGAAUGGGAACUUAAAGAACAAGAUAAGCAAUUUACAGUUCAUGGUCAAGGAAAAUAGUGUUGAAUACUUCUAUCCUGGGAGUCGAAGUUGAGGGGCCUGCCAAAUCGCUUUUUGGAAUGACUACAAAAAGAAUAGACUCCUUAUUGACAAUUGACAGAGCUGCAAUGAAAUUUCAAAUUUAUUUCAUGUUGGAGAUGUGUCUAGCAAGGAUAAUUACAGGAGGACAGAUGAUAUCUUCCACCAAGAAAGAGAAAAAGGUAGGGGGAUUGAAUUUGAAUGGCUGGUAUAAUGAGUGGAUUUUAAAUUUAUGUUUAGGUUUUCAUUUUUGUAACCAGACUUGAAGAAUGAAAUGGCAAAAGUCAACACCAGUACAUUUGGGUAUUUGUAAUUGAUUUCAUGGUUAAUCUUCAUUUCGGAACCAUCAA